Candida tropicalis MYA-3404 is the source of this 786-nucleotide messenger RNA. RefSeq lists its product as uncharacterized. The coding region runs from base 1 to 786 and encodes 261 amino acids. NCBI's taxonomy places the organism in Eukaryota, Fungi, Ascomycota, Pichiomycetes, Serinales, Debaryomycetaceae. The record is from RefSeq and is a predicted model, not a curated record. The transcript has a single exon.
AUGAAUGUUGUCAUGUCCUUUAAUCAAGUUCAAACUUUUCUACUCCACCGAAUCUUUAAAGAUUUGGAUAGGAGCUUAUUUGAAACAGACGAUACAGUUAUCUCCAAAACUGAAACUGGAUCAAAAACAAUCCCCUAUGAAUAUAGAAUCAAAUCUCCAACUGCCAUUUUGAAAAAUCAAAUUUCUAUUUACAAUACCAUUGUUGGAAGAAUUAAAAAAUUACCUGUCACAGAGAGAAACUUUGAGUUUCUAGUAUAUUUAUUCGAGUACCGUUACUUAUACCUACGAACCAGUUAUUUAUCCCGAAAAAACGUGAUUGAUCUAGUGAGAUAUGUUAUUAACUCAUUUACUCAUCCUAUUGAUGUGCCCCUUUUAAUUGAUACCAUGAAAGCAUUAUUGGAUCCACCGUUGACAAAUAUACUUGAUGAUUUUGCAUCAUUUGUUCGGUUUUUCCCAAAUUUAACUAAAUACUCAUUGAAUAAUGCUAUUGCACUAACAUAUGCUUACGAGAUGUUUUUCUAUCCUGAUCUCGAGCAAAAAUUAUCCAUGGUCAAAGAUUUCCUUCGUCAUUACUAUUAUAGUUUUCUUCAUAGACAUGAAGGUACCUUUCUAGACAUUUUAGAAGAAGUACAAAGGUUUUGCAAAGAAUAUCAUCCAAAUAAUGAAGAAGUCCAAGCAAAUUAUAUAUUUGAUAAACUAACUUUAUCAGAAUUCACCACCGAUGAAAUAAUUUCUCGGUUACAAGCAAGUGAGAUGGAAUAUAGGAAAAGAUUAAAUGAAUUCUAA